AUGUCGCUGCCUCAAGAAAAAGACGUGAAGAAUGCUUCCGUCGUCCGGCAUAGCAACGAAGAAUCGCCAGUUCGUUCCAAGGACUCCGAUCAUGAAACCACCAAUGGCGCAAAUUAUACGGAGUCCAAGAGGACAUGGAAAUCCUUCUUCUGGUCAACCCUGGAUGUCCCUAAAGAGGAGGCCAGAUUUCUAACCAAGCUCGAUUUGACGCUCAUCUCUUCCUCUGCUUUGGGAGUGAUGUGUCGCUAUUUGGACCAAGUCAACAUCACCAACGCGUUCAACAGCGGUAUGAAAGAAGACCUCGCACUCUAUGGGAAAGAGCUCAACUACGCCAACGCUAUCUGGAGUGCGGCCUAUGUGUUUGGUCAAAUUCCAUCCAACUUGCUUCUCACCCGUGUCAAUGCGCCUCUUUACAUCGCCUUCCUUGAGUUAUCAUGGACCGUCUUCACCUUCGCUACCGCUGGUGUCAAGGAUGUCAACCAGCUCUAUGUCUUCCGCUUCUUGAUAUUCACCGAGAAGGAGGUCGAGUUGGCUCGUGCCAGAAUGCCUAGCGAGGUUCGACCGAUGACUGGACUUUUCAAAUGGAAGGACGUCAAACGAUGGCAUACCACCUGGCACGUCUAUCUAUUGAUUUUCUGGGUGAAGAGCUACAACGUUACCGGAAAACCUCCAGUGUUUUCAGUUGCCGAAAUCAACAUCAUCCCUCUCGGCGUGCAUCUAACCGCUCUCUCCGGCACGUGUGCCGGAAUCACCUGGACCUGGGUGAACGAGACCAGCAGACAUGAUCCAGAAAAGCGAGCGUACACCUCUGCCUUGUGGGCCGAAGCUAACACGUGGAUGUUCGUUGUCAGAUGA
Molecule: messenger RNA, 855 nt
Organism: Colletotrichum chrysophilum
Lineage: Eukaryota; Fungi; Ascomycota; Sordariomycetes; Glomerellales; Glomerellaceae
Exons: 8
Coding region: 1-855 (284 amino acids)
Cellular component (GO): membrane
Molecular function (GO): transmembrane transporter activity
Source: RefSeq, a predicted model, not a curated record